Messenger RNA from Seminavis robusta, 696 nucleotides. Lineage: Eukaryota; Bacillariophyta; Bacillariophyceae; Naviculales; Naviculaceae. The record is from the annotation of a GenBank genome assembly.
AUGAACCCCACUCGAAGCCUCCGUAUUGCCACCACUGUAGUCGCAGCGCUGUUUGCACCAUGUUCCUUUGCAUUCGCCCCUACUGCUUUGACGAAAACCUCAUGUACCGGUACAUCCCUGAGCUGCAGCACGGAAGCGCUCCUACCGCCCAUUGAAACAACCCCUGCAAGCCAUCCUUUGAUUCAGGCAGCUCACAAAUUUGCAUAUUCCCAAUCUGGAUUUUACUCGCCAUACGAUGAAUCAGUACUUGCCGAGGAUUUUGUGUUUCGAGGCCCCUACAUUGGCCCUUUGAACAAAAAGGACUAUCUAUCCACUAUGGACACCUUUGGCAUCUACAAGGCACUACCAGAUAUUUCACCCAACUGCUUUGGCUAUACCCUCGACCCUGACAAUCCGAAGCGAGUUUGGUUCAUGGGAUGCCCUGAAACUUUCAGUGUCACAUUUGAUGACGACCAAAAGAUCAAAUAUCUGUCUGUGGGAUAUGUUGCCGAUCGAUUCGAAGGAAAUACAAACGGAAAGGGAGCAGCUGUUGGCAUCUUCCACGUGAUUGGAUUCCCAUUUCCUAGCCCAGGUCCAUUGUUGACCUUUGUUCAAUGGUUGGGAACUGAAGUGGUAGACAUGGGGGCCAAGUCGUACUCCAAGGAUGUUCCAGAAUGGUGGAAGAGCCAAGAGGUCGCUUCUGAAGGGUACCUUUAA